GUCGUCGCAGCUUUAAGCCCGCGGCUGUGCAAGCCGAGUGGCCUUUCACCUUUGCUAUAGUCGUUGACGGUCUUUUUACGCUUAGGGCUUGCGCUUCAUAUUCCGACAUCAAUCGACAGGCAGGCCCCUGACCGUCAGUCGCUAUGCCCCAACUAGUGGGGCAGAUGGCUCUGCCGGGGGCACAGACUGGUGCCCACGCCGGCGGCGCCGUUCAGCAGCAGCAGAGGGUCUUGCCGCUUCGGGCGGGAAGGACCGUAGCCGCCGGCAUCGCCCGAGGUGUGCCUCGGAGCGCUGUUUCUUCUCGGUCGCGGCCCACCGUUCAGCCUCGUUGGGUUCCUGUGGGCCCUGGCCUUGGCAGCCGGCUCGUCCUUUGCGACGCCCAUAGCGCUGUCCCGGAGCCUGCCGGCUUGUUCAACCCCGAAAACGACCGGGAUGCUUGCGGCGUUGGCUUCGUUGGAGAACUAUCAAAGCAGGCAUCUCGCAAGUGCAUCAAGGAUGCCCUUAUGAUGCUUCAGCGCAUGACGCACCGCGGUGCUUGUGGGUGCGAGGCUAACACUGGUGACGGCGCCGGUAUCCUCGUGGCGAUGCCGGACGGCUUCUUCCAGAGCGUUCUCAUGGAGGAGCAGGGCCUGAAGCUUCCGCCAGCGGGCGCCUACGCGGUGGGCCAGAUGUUCUUGCCGCAGGACGAGCUGGCGCGCCAGAAGGUCAAGGAGAUUGUGGAGGACGUGGCGACGCAGUUUGGCCAUGUCUCGCUCACUUGGCGUCCGGUGCCGACCAACAACCGCUCGCUGGGCAAGUCGGCCCUGAACACCGAGCCGGUCAUCGAGCAGUGGUUCCUGACCUCAACCGGAAACCAUGCUGCGCUCGAGACUGAGCAGCAGUUGUACAUCCUGCGCAAGAUGAUCGAGCACAACCUGCGCGCCAACGGCCUUGGCGAUGACGACGCCUACUUCUGCUCGCUGUCGUCCAAGACCAUCGUCUACAAGGGCCAGCUGACCCCUGAGCAGGUCCGCGUGUACUUCAAGGACCUGCAGCGCGAGGACUUCCGCUCGUACAUGGCCCUUGUGCACUCUCGCUUCUCGACCAACACCUUCCCCAGCUGGGCCCGCGCUCAGCCCAUGCGCAACCUGGGCCACAACGGUGAGAUCAACACCCUGCGCGGCAACGCCAACUGGAUGCGCGCGCGUGAGGGCGCCAUGGCCUGCCUGAAGCUGGGCCUGCCCAAGGAGGUGGUUGAGCAGCUGGAGCCCAUCAUCCCCGCCACCAGCAGCGAUAGCGGCGCUUUCGACAGCGUCCUUGAGCUGCUGACGCGCGGUGGCGGCCGCGACAUGCCCGAGGCCAUGAUGAUGCUCAUCCCGGAGGCCUGGCAGAACGACCCGCUCAUGAGCAAGGAGAAGAAGGCGUUCUACCGCUACCACAGCGCCGUGAUGGAGCCGUGGGAUGGCCCGGCCCUGGUGUCGUUCACGGAUGGCCGCUACCUGGGCGCCACCCUGGACCGCAACGGCCUGCGCCCCGGCCGCUACUACGUGACCAAGGGCGGCCGCGUCAUCAUGGCCAGCGAGGUUGGCGUGGUGGACGUGGACCCCGAGGAGGUGGUCAAGAAGGGCCGUCUGAUGCCCGGCAACAUCCUGCUGGUGGACUUCGACGAGCACCGCCUGGUGGAGGACAAGGAGCUCAAGGAGCGCUACGCCAACCGCAGGCCGUACUCCCGCUGGGUGGAGGAGCACUCCCUCACCAUGCAGCAGCUGACGGCCUCGGUGCCGCCGGAGGCCCGUGUGCCUGCCCCUCUGCCCGGUGUGCAGGCGGUGCUGACCAGCGCCAGCAGCAACGGCAAUGGUAACGGCAACGGCAAGGUUGCGUCCGAGCUGGAUGCUGGUCUGCAGUCGCUGCUGAAGCCCCUCAAGGUGUUCGGCUACACCCGCGAGGGUCUGGAGCUGCUGAUGGCUCCCAUGGCUCGCACCGGCGCUGAGCCGCUGGGCUCCAUGGGCAACGACGCUGCCCUGGCCGCCCUGUCCCGCCGCGCUCGCCUGCCCUUCGAGUACUUCAAGCAGCUGUUCGCGCAGGUGACCAACCCCGCCAUCGACCCCUUCCGUGAGGCGGUGGUGACCUCGCUGCGCUGCUUCAUCGGCCCCGAGGUGGACCUGACGGCCGAGCCCGGCCCCAGCCACUGCGCGCGCCUGGAGCUGCCGCAGCCCGUCAUUGAUGUGGAGGAGAUGGAGGCGCUGAAGAACAUGGACUUCCCCGGCGGCUGGCGCACCAAGGUGCUGGACAGCACCUUCCCCGUCUCCGAGGGUCCCAUGGGCAUGCGCGCUGCUCUGGCCCGCCUGUGCGCCGAGGCCGAGGCUGCCGUGCAGUCUGGCCAGUACGCCCUGGUGUGCCUGUCGGACCGCAAGUACGGCCCCGACCGCGCGCCCGUGCCCUCGCUGCUGGCCGCUGGAGCCGUGCACCACCACCUGGUGCAGCUCAAGCUGCGCAGCAGCGUGGGUCUGCUGGUGGACAGCGGCGAGCCGCGUGAGGUGCACCAGUUCUGCCUGCUGGUGGGCUACGGCGCGGACGCCAUCUGCCCCUACCUGGCCUUCGAGUCGCUGGCUGCCAUGCAGCGCGACGGCAAGCUGCCUGCCGGCGUGGCCCUGAAGGAGCUCAAGGCGCGCUUCGUCAAGGGCGUGGGCGUGGGCAUCCUCAAGACCAUGGCCAAGAUGGGCAUCAGCACGCUGCAGAGCUACAAGGGCGCGCAGAUCUUUGAGGCCCUGGGCCUGGCGCCCGAGGUGGUGGAUGUGUGCUUCCGCGGCACGCCCACCCGCAUUGGCGGCAGCGGCUGGGAGCAGCUGGGCCGCGACACCCUGUCGAUGCACGCCGCGGCCUUUGGCUCCGUGCGCCUGCCCGAGGGCUCGGCGGACGCCAAGGCUGUGCCGCACGCCGGUGACUACCACUGGCGCAACUCGCCCGACGCUGAGCGCCACAUGAACGACCCCGAGGCCAUUGCCAAGCUGCAGGCUGCCACCGCCGGCAACAACGUGGAGCUGUACCGCCAGUUCUCUGAGCUGAACACCAAGCUGUCGCGCGCCUGCCACCUGCGCGGCCUGCUCAAGUUCCGCACGGAGGCUGCUGCCCCCGUGCCGCUGGAGGAGGUUGAGUCCGCCGCCUCCAUCGUCAAGCGCUUUGUGACGGGCGCCAUGUCGUACGGUUCCAUCUCCCUGGAGACCCACACCACCCUGGCGCUGGCCAUGAACACCAUUGGCGGCAAGUCCAACAGCGGUGAGGGUGGCGAGAACCCGCGCCGCCUGGAGCCCCUGUCGGACGGCUCGAAGAACCCCAUCCGCUCCGCCAUCAAGCAGGUCGCCUCUGGCCGCUUCGGUGUCACGGCCUAUUACCUGACCAACGCCGAUGAGCUGCAGAUUAAGAUCUCGCAGGGCGCCAAGCCUGGUGAGGGUGGUGAGCUGCCCGGCGACAAGGUCAAGGGCGACAUUGCCCUGACCCGUGGUUCGACUGCCGGUGUCGGUCUGAUCAGCCCGCCCCCGCACCACGACAUCUACUCGAUUGAGGAUCUGGCGCAGCUCAUCUACGACCUGAAGAGCUCCAACCCCUCCGCUCGCGUCAGCGUGAAGCUGGUGUCCGAGAACGGCGUGGGUGUUGUUGCCAGCGGUGUGGUCAAGGGCCACGCCGACCACGUGCUGAUCAGCGGCCACGAUGGCGGCACCGGUGCUGCCAAGUGGUCGUCCAUCAAGCACGCGGGUCUGCCGUGGGAGCUGGGUCUGGCAGAGGCGCACCAGACGCUGGUGGCCAACGACCUGCGCGGCCGCACGGUGCUGCAGGUCGACGGUCAGCUGCGCACGGGCCGCGAUGUGGCCAUUGCCUGCGCCCUGGGUGCUGAGGAGUUUGGCUUCUCCACCGCCCCGCUCAUCACUCUGGGCUGCAUCAUGAUGCGCAAGUGCCACACCAACACUUGCCCUGUCGGCAUUGCCACCCAGGACCCCGAGCUGCGCGCAAAGUUCGCUGGUGAGCCUGAGCACGUGAUCAACUACUUCUUCAUGGUUGCGGAGGAGGUGCGCGGCAUCCUGUCCUCGCUGGGCCUCCGCAACAUGGACGAGCUGGUGGGCCGCGCCGACCUGCUGGAGACCGACCGCGCCGCCGUUUCGGAGGGCGGUGCCAAGCUGGAGGGCAUCGAUCUGAGCCGCCUGCUCACCCCGGCCGCCUCGCUGCGCCCCGGCGCCUCUCAGCGCUGCAUCCAGAAGCAGGACCACGGCCUGGAUGAGGGCCUGGACGUGCACCUGGUGCCGCUGUGCAAGGCUGCCCUGCCCGAUGAGCCGAACGCCUCGGCGGAGCCGGUCUACAUCGAGAUGGAGGUGCAGAACACUCACCGUGCUGUGGGCACGACGCUGAGCCACGAGGUGACGAAGCGCUUCGGUGACGCCGGUCUGCCGGACGACACCAUCCACAUCAAGCUGACUGGCCACGCCGGUCAGAGUUUGGGCGCCUGGCUGUGCCGCGGUAUCACCCUGGAGCUGGAGGGUGAUGCCAACGACUACGUCGCCAAGGGCCUGAGCGGUGGUGUGGUGGCUGUGUACCCGCCCCGCAUCUCGACCUUCCGCGCCGAGGAUAACGUCAUUGUGGGCAACGUCGCCCUGUACGGCGCUGUGCGCGGCGAGUGCUUCAUCCGCGGUAUCGCCGCUGAGCGCUUCUGCGUGCGCAACUCGGGUGCCCGUGCCGUGGUGGAGGGCGUGGGCGACCACGCUUGCGAGUACAUGACUGGUGGUGUUGCCGUCGUUCUGGGCCCCACGGGCAAGAACUUCGGUGCCGGCAUGAGCGGCGGUAUUGCCUACGUGUACGACCCGUACGACAAGUUCAAGUCGCUGUGCAACGCUGACGUGGCCAACGACCUGCUGCCAGUGGAGUCCACCGAGGACGUGCGCGCCCUCAAGUCGCUCAUCCAGCGCCACCUGAAGUUCACUGGCUCGGACGUGGCUCGCCGCAUCCUGCUCAGCUGGGACCGCUCGCGCGCCCACUUCAAGAAGGUCUACCCGCACGAGUACCGCCGCGCCCUGGAGGAGGCCGAGGCCCUCGCCAAGGCCGAGGCGGCGGAGGCUGCUCUGCUGGCAUCCGCUGACUCGCACGGCCUGGCGCCCAAGGACGCCUUUGAGGAGCUCAAGGCCAUGGCUGCCGCCGCCGUCAAGGCCGGCAAGCCGCCCAAGGCCCUCACCCUGGACAUGAUCCCCACGGCCGACCCGCAGCAGGACAAGCGCCGCCUGAACAAGCUGGCGCGCGAGGGCCUGCCCGUCAAGGGCAUUGCCCCCACCUGGGAGGCCAACCGCCCCACCAUUGUGGAGCCCAAGGCGCCCGCCUCGCCGGUUGUGCCUGCCGGCCCUGCCGCCGACAAGGUCCGUGGCUUCGUGUCGUACGACCGCAAGCCGCUGCCGUACCGCCCUGAGGCCGAGCGCAUCAAGGACUGGGACGAGGUGCAUGACCACUCGGGCACCGCUUCCCACGCCGCGCUGCUGCACACGCAGUCUGCGCGCUGCAUGGAGUGCGGCACGCCCUUCUGCCACACCUCCUCCACGGGCUGCCCGCUGGGCAACAAGAUCCCCGAGUUCAACGACCUAGUGCACAAGGGUCGGUGGCGGGAGGCCCUGGACCGGCUGCUGGAGACCAACAACUUCCCCGAGUUCACGGGCCGCGUCUGCCCCGCUCCUUGCGAGGGCAGCUGCACGCUGGGUAUCAUUGAGCCUGCCGUGUCCAUCAAGUCGAUUGAGGCUACCAUCAUCGACAAGGCCUUCGAGGAGGGCUGGAUGGUGCCCCGCCCGCCCAAGCUCCGCACCGGCCGCCGCGUGGCUGUUGUGGGCAGCGGCCCCGCCGGUCUGGCUGCGGCCGACCAGCUGAACAAGAUGGGCCACGAGGUGACGGUGUACGAGCGCGCCGACCGCGCGGGUGGCCUGAUGAUGUACGGCGUGCCCAACAUGAAGGCCGGCAAGCAGGAGGUCGUGCAGCGCCGCGUGGACCUGAUGGCGGCGGAGGGCGUGAAGUUCGUGAUGAACGCUGCCGUGGGCGGCAACGUGGCUGCGGAGGACCUGAUGGCUGGCCACGAUGCCGUGGUGCUGGCUGCCGGUGCCACCAAGCCCCGUGACCUGCCUGUCCAAGGGCGCGAGCUGUCGGGUGUGCACUUCGCCAUGGACUUCCUGACCGCUAACACGCGCUCGCUGCUUGACAGCGGCCUGAAGGACGGCAAGUACAUCAGCGCUGCCGGCAAGAAGGUCGUCGUGAUUGGCGGCGGUGACACCGGCACGGACUGCAUUGCCACCUCGCUGCGCCACGGCGCCACCAGCAUCAUCAACCUGGAGCUGCUGGACAAGCCGCCCGCCACGCGCGCCAAGAACAACCCCUGGCCGCAGUGGCCGCGCAUCUUCCGCGUGGACUACGGCCACGCCGAGGCUUCCCUGGUGUACGGCCAGGACCCGCGCACGUACAACGUGAUGACGAAGCGCUUCAUCGGCGACGACAACGGCAACCUCAAGGGUGUCGAGAUCGUCGAGGUCAAGAUGGAGAAGGACGCCGCCACGGGCCAGUUCCGGCCUGUUGAGCAGCCCGGCACCGCACGUGUGCUGGAGGCCGACAUGGUGCUGCUGGCCAUGGGCUUCACCGGGCCCGAGGAGCGCCUGGCGGCCUCGCUGGGCGUGGAGACGGACGGACGCAGCAACUUCAAGGCCGCGUUCGGCGACUUUGCCACCAGCAUCCCCGGCGUCUUCGCGGCUGGUGACUGCCGCCGUGGCCAGUCGCUGGUGGUGUGGGCUAUCCGCGAGGGCCGCGAUGCUGCCGCUGCCGUUGACAGGUACCUGACGAAGCAGGCGGGCGACAACCUGCUUGGGCAACCGCUGGAGGUGCAGGGCGGCAUCUUCGAUGUGUCCGGAGCCCCCAUGUCGAACGUGGCUGCCGAGCGGCCCCCGGUUGCCGUAUAAGGUGCUGUGCGUCUGACUCGGUCCGUCAUGUGCAUCGAUGGGUAGCUUAUUGGUGGAGAAAUAAUUUGUGGAUAACAGUGAUAAGGUCGUAGGUCGUUGUGCUUGGUUUAGUUCGCGAUUCCACAGUAUGGUGGGCAUGAGGUGGGUUUCGGUAUUGUGGCUGUCUGGGCUUUGGGGACCAGGUUAGAACUGUUCAGAACACACGUUUGUCGUUUAGGGGAGAGUGAUGCCUUUGGCUAAACUCCCACAUCAACACUUAUUGUUUGGCGCUUGUGGCUGCGCCUAUUUGACGUUUCUUGGUCUUGGUGCUUUCGCUUUGACCUUGUUGGUUAGCUACUGUUAAGAAGCACGAGCUACCAAUUGGGGCUUGCAUGCUGAGAGCGGGCCUGCCGGUGGGAUAAAGUGUGCAGGUGUUUUGCCUUUUGGGGUCCAACAAUGCGCCAGCUUCCCGGGCCUAAAGAGGGUGCGGGAUGGCAGAUUCAAAGCGUAUUAGGGGCUGACGGUUAAUGCUGAGUUGUGGUGGCUGCGCGUGUGCCGCGAGGUCGUGUGGUCAGUUUUGAGUCGCGUGUCGUAGUCACGGCCUCAGAUCUAUAGAUAGAGACGAGAUGCCGGUGGCCCCGCUGCAAUAGAGGGAGAGGGGACCUAUGCGGGGCGUAUUAUGGAACGACUGCGUGGUACCGGGGGAUCCAUGGCAGUGGAACAGACAGAGCUGCC
Messenger RNA from Astrephomene gubernaculifera, 7661 nucleotides. NCBI's taxonomy places the organism in Eukaryota, Viridiplantae, Chlorophyta, Chlorophyceae, Chlamydomonadales, Astrephomenaceae. The record is from the annotation of a GenBank genome assembly.